This is a messenger RNA of Impatiens glandulifera, 768 nucleotides long. RefSeq names its product histidine-containing phosphotransfer protein 4. The transcript has 6 exons. Gene Ontology annotation, molecular function: histidine phosphotransfer kinase activity; protein histidine kinase binding. NCBI's taxonomy places the organism in Eukaryota, Viridiplantae, Streptophyta, Magnoliopsida, Ericales, Balsaminaceae. The record is from RefSeq and is a predicted model, not a curated record. The coding region runs from base 75 to 518 and encodes 147 amino acids. Gene Ontology annotation, cellular component: nucleus; cytoplasm. Gene Ontology annotation, biological process: phosphorylation; cytokinin-activated signaling pathway; phosphorelay signal transduction system.
GUUAAACCAUUCAAACACAAUAACUUAUAUCUUUGGAUUAAAUACAAUUCCCACACAUUGUACUCCAUCUAACUAUGGAAGGAAAUCAUUUGCAGCGUCAUCUAGCCUUAAUGAGGAAAUCCUUAUUUGAUCAGGGAUAUCUUGAUGAACAGUUUGUUCAACUGGAAGAAUUGCAGGAUGAAGCUAAUCCUAAUUUUGUUGAGGAAAUUGUCAACUUGUUUUACAGUGAUUCGGCUAGAAUGAUCCGAAAUAUUGAUGAUGCACUGACAUAUAACCCUCACGAUUUCAUCAAGCUGGAUGAUUACAUGCACCAGUUCAAGGGAAGCAGCUCAAGUAUAGGAGCUAAAAAGGUGAAGAGUGAUUGCAGUCUGUUUCGAGAAUACUGCAAAGCUGGAAAUGCUGAAGGAUGCAUAAGGACAUUCCAACAUGUGAAACAAGAGCAUGCCAUUCUGAAGAGAAAACUUGAUGCCUACUUUCAGCUGUCAAUGCAAGCUAGCCCAUCAAGGAAUUAUGCUUAAUAGGGGGAGAGGGAAGGGAAGUAUUAAAAGAAGCUUAUAAUUAUUAAUCAAAGAAAAUGUGGUGGUCCAAGUUAUAGAUAUAAUAAACAUGGUUUCAUGCCAAAUAAAAUCGACCACCACGGCAAAAGACAGGGAAGAUGAAACUAUUAUUAUUAUUAUUAUUAUUAUUAGUGUAUUAUGUGUUGUAAAUAUGUGCUUUUGUGUGUACCAUUUAUUUGGUUGAGAAAUAAAAUCUACUCCUUCUUUUGCC